AUGAAUGGCUGUUUCUCUUAUUUGUAUGACAUUCUGUGCCGUGCACUGCUCGAACAUGAGAUGACAAUGAGGAUGUACUCAGAUCGCCCAACCAACAGAGUGUAUAAAUUAGUUCAUAAGUGCAAUAGUCAUGACAGUUCGCGAACAAUUAGAGCAGAACGACGUACAGGUUGUCCAAACACCAACGUAAUUCAACAUGCGGAUUUUGACCUGAAUACACUUUUGAAAACAAAUGUAUGCUUUUCUUUCUUUACUUCUCCCACUGAUUUCAUGGAAGCUGACAGUUCACAAUCCGUUCCACUAAAUUUUUCGAACUCAAAACGAAGAACCUAA
This is a messenger RNA of Brugia pahangi, 333 nucleotides long. Lineage: Eukaryota; Metazoa; Nematoda; Chromadorea; Rhabditida; Onchocercidae. The record is from the annotation of a GenBank genome assembly.